Molecule: messenger RNA, 1219 nt
Organism: Microstroma glucosiphilum
Lineage: Eukaryota; Fungi; Basidiomycota; Exobasidiomycetes; Microstromatales; Microstromataceae
Exons: 4
Coding region: 190-1074 (294 amino acids)
Source: RefSeq, a predicted model, not a curated record
CUGCUCCUUACAAAGGGGAUUAGACCACCAACAUCCCCGCAUUUGAUUAGAAGCACGAGCCACCAGACUCGGACUCACUACCAUCCUCCUACUUCCGUCAGACGCAAGUAGUGCAGAAGAGCAUUCCCGACAGGACAGGACAGGCAGUGCAACAGGUCAUCACUCGGCUUGCCAACGAUUGCUGCCAGGAUGGACGGCUACAACUUCAAUCCAACAUCGGCCUGGUCGCAGACGGCGCAGUUCCUGCCUCAAGGGCAUGGCUUUGAGUCCGCCGAGGUGUCUUCUGCUCGCCAACAGAUGGUCAACGAUUUGCAGCGAGCUACUGAUGCCUUGCGCAAUGCUGCCAACAGCUUCGAGAACUUCUCGAGGAUCAUCUCACGUACGAGCAAUCCUACCGUCGCCCAGACCAAUGGCCGCGCAAACGAGAUUGCCAACUUCCUCCAGAACCACGGACAUCUUCUGCAAUCGACGUCUGCGGGCACUGGAGGCAGCCCUGUUCUAGCUGCCCAGGCAUCGACGGCAGCACAGGCUGCACCUGUAGCAAGCGCACGCAGCACCUCUGUUCCCGCUGAUGACGCCGAGGGGCAGGCAAAGAAGAUCAGCAAGAGACAGAAGAAGCUCAUGAAGCAGGCCAGAGAUCCAGACGCGCCCAAGCGUCCUCCGAAUGCCUACCUGCUCUUCCAGAACGAGGUUCGGGCUGAUAUGAAGGAAAGAUUCCCUGAGCUAGCUUACCGAGAUCUUCUAGGAAAGAUUGCAGACGCGUGGAAGAGCUUGAGUGAUGACGACAAGAAGGUGUAUGAGGACAAGACGACCGAAGCGAUGAAGAAGUGGGGCGAUGACAAGAAGCACCAUGAGGCAGGUCAGACCACUGUCAGGGAGGCGAGCGCCAGCAGUGAUGAGAUCAACUCCUCCGCCUAUACGCUCCCUCAGGCAGUACCCCAAACACCUGUCGCUGCAAAGGCGGCAUCGCCAGAUGUCAGUGUGACCAAGGAGAAGAAGGAUAAGAAGCGAAAGGACAAAGAUAAGGAUAAAGAGAGCGCUUCCGCAAAGAAGGAGAAGCGAUCCAAGCAGUAGGGGAUGGCUCGCAGAGCUGCCGAUGAUCGACUGCAAGGCAGAGCCAGGGUCCCGGGAAUCUAACAAAGAUCGAUUGCAUGUCUUGCUCCCCUCAUUCUUUUCCGUGUGAGCGCCCAUGUUUGGUGAAACGUCAUGCGAGACCAGU